AUGGUGAGCAUUGUGCAGAAUGUGGACGCCAUUGUGAAAACUGUAAUAUUCUUAAGGGCUGCAUACAAUGCCAACCAGGGUUUCAAGGGAAAAGUUGUGAAAACUGUUUGGAAGGAUAUACCGGGACUAAUUGUGGUUGGGCUCCAUGGAAAAUGUACAAAUGACUGUGAUAAGGGAUGGAAAGGAAACAAAUGCUCCGAUGAAUGUGAUCAUGGUACAUAUGGGGAAAACUGCAAGUACAACUGUAGCGGACAUUGUUAUUCUAAAAUGACAUGUGAUAGAUUUAAUGGAGGCUGCCCAUUUGGAUGUGAUUCCGGAUGGUCUGGAUAUCUGUGUGAUGAAAAAUGUAAUGAUGGUAUGUUUGGGGACAAUUGCAAGUACAGCUGUAGCGGGCACUGUAUUUCUAAUAUGACAUGUGAUAGAAUCGAUGGAAGCUGCCCAUCAGGUUGUGAUCCAGGGUGGUUCGGAACUCUAUGUAAUGAAAAAUGUGAUAAUGGUACAUUCGGGAAAAACUGCAAGUUCAACUGUAGCGGACACUGCUAUUCUAAAAUGACAUGUGAUAGAUUUGAUGGAACCUAUCCUUCCGAAUAUGAUCCAGGGUGGUCUGGAUAUCUAUGUAAAGAAAAUUUGAAUGAAAAAUUACAUGAUACAGGCGCCCCCUUUUGA
Messenger RNA from Saccostrea echinata, 666 nucleotides. Its product is annotated as multiple epidermal growth factor-like domains protein 10. The record is from RefSeq and is a predicted model, not a curated record. NCBI's taxonomy places the organism in Eukaryota, Metazoa, Mollusca, Bivalvia, Ostreida, Ostreidae. Bases 1 to 666 code for a protein of 221 amino acids. Gene Ontology annotation, molecular function: scavenger receptor activity. The transcript is spliced from 6 exons.